Messenger RNA from Propithecus coquereli (Coquerel's sifaka), 896 nucleotides. It is a transcript of the gene PRL, whose product is annotated as prolactin. NCBI's taxonomy places the organism in Eukaryota, Metazoa, Chordata, Mammalia, Primates, Indriidae. Gene Ontology annotation, biological process: positive regulation of receptor signaling pathway via JAK-STAT; mammary gland development; positive regulation of lactation. Bases 45 to 740 code for a protein of 231 amino acids. Gene Ontology annotation, cellular component: extracellular region. Gene Ontology annotation, molecular function: hormone activity; prolactin receptor binding. The transcript has 5 exons. The record is from RefSeq and is a predicted model, not a curated record.
CAGAUCUUCUCUGGGGAAGUGUGUUACCCACAGUGAUCCUCGCCAUGGACAGCAAAGGAUCACUCCUGAAAGGUGGGUCACUUCUGCUGCUGCUGCUGCUGCUGGUGUCAAACCUGCUCCUGUGCAAGAGCGUGGCCUCCCUGCCCAUCUGUCCCGGGGGUGCUGUCAACUGCCAGGUGUCCCUUCGAGACCUGUUUGACCGUGCAGUCAUCCUGUCCCACUACAUCCAUAACCUCUCCUCAGAAAUGUUCAACGAAUUUGAUAAACGGUAUGCCCAGGGCAGGGGGUUUAUUACCAAGGCCAUCAACAGCUGCCAUACUUCUUCCCUCUCUACUCCUGAAGACAAGGAGCAAGCCCAACAGAUCCAUCACGAAGACCUUCUGAACCUGAUACUCAGAGUGUUGCGCUCCUGGAACGAUCCUCUGUAUCAUCUAGUCAUGGAAGUGCGUGGUAUGCAAGAAGCCCCGGAUGCUAUCCUAUCCAGAGCCAUAGAGAUUGAGGAACAAAACAAACGACUUCUAGAGGGCAUGGAGAAGAUAGUUGGCCAGGUUCAUCCUGGAAUCAGAGAAAAUGAGGUCUACUCCGUCUGGUCGGGGCUUCCAUCCCUGCAGAUGGCUGAUGAAGACUCUCGCCUUUUUGCUUUUUAUAACCUGCUCCAUUGCCUACGCAGGGAUUCACAUAAGAUUGACAGUUAUCUCAAGCUCCUGAAGUGCCGGAUCAUCUAUGACAGCAACUGCUAAGCCCACAUCCAUUCCAUCUAUUUCUGAGAUGGUUCUUAAUGAUCCAUCCCAUGGCAAGCUUCUUUUAGUUUUAUUGCUUUUUAAUGCAUGCUUGGGUGUAAUGGGUCUCCUCUUAAAAAAUAAAAACUGACUCCUUAGAGACAUUAAAAUCUAAAA